Messenger RNA from Molossus molossus (Pallas's mastiff bat), 855 nucleotides. Its product is annotated as dehydrogenase/reductase SDR family member 2, mitochondrial-like. The coding region runs from base 1 to 855 and encodes 284 amino acids. Gene Ontology annotation, molecular function: carbonyl reductase (NADPH) activity. The record is from RefSeq and is a predicted model, not a curated record. The transcript has 9 exons. NCBI's taxonomy places the organism in Eukaryota, Metazoa, Chordata, Mammalia, Chiroptera, Molossidae.
AUGAUUAGCAUGUUUAGGGCGGCAUCGUGGGCCUUUAAGGGUCUUCAUUGCACCUCAGUCCUUCUCUCAGCAAGAAUGAGCAGCAAAACGGCAGAUAGAAGCUGUACCCUGGCUGGGAAAGUGGCUGUCAUCACAGGGUCCACAAAUGGGAUCGGCUUUGCCAUCGCCAGGCGCCUGGCCCAGGACGGGGCCCACGUGGUGGUCAGCAGCCGGAAGCAGCAGAAUGUGGACCGGGCAGAGGCAGCGCUGCAGGGGGAGGGGCUGAGCGUGACUGGCACUGUGGGCCACGUGGGGAAGGCUGAAGACCCGGAGCGGCUGGUGGGCAAGGCCCUGGGACACUGCAGGGUUGUUGACAUCCUGGUGUGUAUGGCAGGGGUCAAUCUCUAUGUGGGAAGUACCUUGGGGAGCAGUGAGCAGGUCUGGGACAAGAUCCUGAAUGUCAAUGUGAAGGCCCCAGCCCUGCUGCUGAGCCAGCUGCUGCCCUACAUGGAGAACAGAGGGAACGGCUCUGUGGUACUGGUCUCCUCAAUUGGGGUCUACAUCACAGAACCUAAACUGGGUGCCUACAAUGUCAGUAAAACAGCCAUUCUGGGACUCACCAAGACCCUGGCAGGGGAGCUAGCACCAAAGAAUAUCCGGGUGAACUGCCUGGUGCUGGGAGACAUAGACACAACCUUCAGCCAAGUGCUAUUUGAGGAUCCAGUCUUUUGGAACCAUAUGAAGGCAUUCCAUGGAAUACAGAGAGUGGGUAAGCCUGAGGACCGCUCGGGACUGGUGUCCCUCCUCUGCUCUCCAGAUGCCAGCUACAUCCCUGGUGAGAACACUGUGGUGGCUGGCUUCUCACCCCACCGCUGA